Dendronephthya gigantea is the source of this 1020-nucleotide messenger RNA. Its product is annotated as fibrillin-1-like. The annotation marks the transcript as partial. The transcript is spliced from 10 exons. Gene Ontology annotation, molecular function: calcium ion binding. NCBI's taxonomy places the organism in Eukaryota, Metazoa, Cnidaria, Anthozoa, Malacalcyonacea, Nephtheidae. The record is from RefSeq and is a predicted model, not a curated record.
AUGGAUGGUAUGAAUGUAACUGUCACGGGAUAUGAAGGCAAUGGCACCAGCUGCACAGAUAUCAAUGAAUGCGAAACAAAUCCUUGUGAUGAAAAUGCAAAUUGUACAAAUGUAGAUGGUUCGUAUGAAUGUACCUGCCAUGAGGGCUAUGAAGGAAACGGCAAAAAUUGUACAGAUUUCAAUAAGUGCGAAGACAAUCCUUGCCAUGUGAAUGCAAAUUGCACCACUGUUAAUGGAUGGUAUGAAUGUAACUGUCACGAGGGAUAUGAAGGCAAUGGCACCAGCUGCACAGAUAUCAAUGAAUGCGAAACAAAUCCUUGUGAUGAAAAUGCAAAUUGUACAAAUGUAGAUGGUUCGUAUGAAUGUACCUGCCAUGAGGGCUAUGAAGGAAACGGCAAAAAUUGUACAGAUAUCAAUGAAUGCGAAACAAAUCCUUGUGAUGAAAAUGCAAAUUGUACAAAUGUAGAUGGUUCGUAUGAAUGUACCUGCCAUGAGGGCUAUGAAGGAAACGGCAAAAAUUGUACAGAUAUCAAUGAAUGCGAAACAAAUCCUUGUGAUGAAAAUGCAAAUUGUACAAAUGUAGAUGGUUCGUAUGAAUGUACCUGCCAUGAGGGCUAUGAAGGAAACGGCAAAAAUUGUACAGAUUUCAAUAAGUGCGAAGACAAUCCUUGCCAUGUGAAUGCAAAUUGCACCACUGUUAAUGGAUGGUAUGAAUGUAACUGUCACGAGGGAUAUGAAGGCAAUGGCACCAGCUGCACAGAUAUCAAUGAAUGCGAAACAAAUCCUUGUGAUGAAAAUGCAAAUUGUACAAAUGUAGAUGGUUCGUAUGAAUGUACCUGCCAUGAGGGCUAUGAAGGAAACGGCAAAAAUUGUACAGAUUUCAAUAAGUGCGAAGACAAUCCUUGCCAUGUGAAUGCAAAUUGCACCACUGUUAAUGGAUGGUAUGAAUGUAACUGUCACGAGGGAUAUGAAGGCAAUGGCACCAGCUGCACAGAUAUCAAUGAAUGCGAAACAAAUCCU